AUGUCAAGCACUCGGUCCUCCCGUGACGCCACGUCACGGCGGGAAAGCCCUGCGGAGACGAUCUAUGAUGCGUGUCGUCGCGGUAAUGCCGAGCGCUUUAUGACGUACGUGCAGAAGGGUGGAUGCCUCAGUGAGUGUGAUGAUCAGAAGCUCACUCUGCUUCACCACGCCGCCUUUUCGGGCAACAACGCCUUUGUCAAAGCGAUUCUCGACCGCAGCGACACGCAGCAGGUCAACAUCGACGCUGCUGACUGUGAAGGGUGGACGCCGCUGCACUAUGCCGCAGAUCGUGGCCAUGCACACGUCGUGGAAGCGCUGCUCGACGAGGGCGCCAACGUGAACGCACGUGAUACCGCAAAGCGGACGCCCAUGCACCUCGCCGCUCUCUCCGGCAGACCAGAUGUGGUGGCGGUGCUGCUUCGCCAUGGUGCCUCAAAGACGACAAAAAAUGUCGCUGGCAUGACUCCGAUGGAUUGCGCCAAGCAGACGGACCAAGCAGCCGUCAUUGCUCAGCUCGAGUAA
Leishmania mexicana MHOM/GT/2001/U1103 is the source of this 522-nucleotide messenger RNA. Its product is annotated as putative ankyrin repeat protein. The transcript has a single exon. The coding region runs from base 1 to 522 and encodes 173 amino acids. The record is from RefSeq and is a predicted model, not a curated record. NCBI's taxonomy places the organism in Eukaryota, Euglenozoa, Kinetoplastea, Trypanosomatida, Trypanosomatidae. Gene Ontology annotation, molecular function: protein binding.